AUGGUGGGCCGGGAUGAGGACGAGUACCCCGACGAGGUGGAGGAGCGAUUGGUGAAUGAGGAAUACAAAGUCUGGAAGAAGAACACACCGUUCCUAUACGAUUUGGUGAUCACGCAUGCGUUGGAGUGGCCGAGUCUCACUGUGCAAUGGCUGCCGAUGAAGGAGGAGAACACGGAACAGGGUGUUUCCAAGCAGCAGCUGAUCCUGGGAACACACACAUCAGAGGGGGAGCAAAACUACCUGAUGCGUGCAGAGGUGUCCCUGCCUCUGGAGGAGACGGAGACCGACAACAGAGGGUACGACGAUGAGCGCGGCGAAGUAGGUGGCUUUGGGGGCACCACCGGCCGCAUCAACAUCGUUCAGCAGAUCAACCAUGAUGGCGAGGUCAACCGCGCCCGGCACUGUCCCCAGGCGCGUCUUAACCACUUCCUCAUUGCCACCAAGACCGUCAGCGCGGAUGUGUACGUCUUCGACUACUCCAAGCAUCCCUCCAAGCCCGCGCCCGACGGGCUCUGCAAGCCCGACAUCCGGCUGGCGGGGCACAAGAACGAGGGGUAUGGCCUGUCCUGGAGCCAGCUCCAGGAGGGCUACCUCCUCUCCGGCUCAGACGACGCCCAAAUCUGUGUUUGGGACGUCAAGGGCACCACCCAAUCCAACCGGCAACUGCAAGCGCUGCACAUCUACCAGGGGCAUGGGGGUGUGGUGGAGGACGUUGCGUGGCACCCCCGUCAUGCCCCCAUUUUCGGAUCGGUGGGCGACGACAAGAAGCUCAUUAUCUGGGACAUGCGCAAGCCCAGCGAAGGGGCCAUCGAUCAGUCGCUGGAGGCGCACGGCGCCGAGGUCAACUGCUUGGCCUUCAACCCGCACAACGAAUUCAUCCUUGCCACCGGGUCGGCGGACCGCACCGUAGCGCUGUGGGACCUGCGCAACACCUCGCGCAAGCUGCACCUGCUGGAGUCCCACAGCGAGGAGGUGUUCCAGGUGGGCUGGAGCCCCCACCACGAGACCGUGCUGGCCAGCUCCGGCGCCGACCGCCGGCUCAUGGUCUGGGACCUGGCACGCAUCGGCGACGAGCAGUCGCCUGAGGACGCCGAGGACGGCCCGCCGGAGCUGCUCUUCAUCCAUGGCGGCCACACUGCCAAGAUCUCUGACUUUGCCUUCAAUGCCACGGACGAGUGGGUGAUGGCCUCGGUGGCGGAGGACAACAUCCUCCAGAUCUGGCAGCUGGCGGACAACAUCUGGGCGGACUGA
Messenger RNA from Auxenochlorella protothecoides, 1251 nucleotides. Its product is annotated as WD-40 repeat-containing protein MSI1. The record is from RefSeq and is a predicted model, not a curated record. Gene Ontology annotation, cellular component: nucleus. The coding region runs from base 1 to 1251 and encodes 416 amino acids. NCBI's taxonomy places the organism in Eukaryota, Viridiplantae, Chlorophyta, Trebouxiophyceae, Chlorellales, Chlorellaceae. The transcript has 8 exons. Gene Ontology annotation, biological process: regulation of gene expression. Gene Ontology annotation, molecular function: histone binding.